UACCUUCCACCAAGCUAGACAGUUACACUACUGAGUCUUUGACUGAAUAUUUAAACACUGAAAAACAACCACCGAACGUGGCCAUACCCAAAAACACAAACACACUCUUCUCAUUCCUCAAACAAACUCAAAAAUGCUCAGAGCUCUCAUAGCUAAGCGUUCACUCCAUUCCCUCUUCCCCCGCCAUGGCAGCAAACCCAAUAUUACAAGACACUUGUCUACUUCACCACCACCACCGCCAUCAUCAUCGUCGUCGUCGUCCCAAGCUGAGCUUCGCAAGUACCUUGGCUAUGGAGCUUUAGUAAUCUUCUGUGGCGUAUCCACAUACUACUCAUUCCCUUUCCCCGAAAAUGCAAAACACAAGAAAGCUCAGAUCUUUCGUUACGCUCCUUUGCCGGAAGAUCUUCAUACGGUUUCGAAUUGGAGCGGGACCCAUGAGGUUCAGACCCGGGUUUUUCACCAACCCGAGAAUAUUGGUGAGCUUGAGAGGGUUGUGAAAGAGGCUAAUGAGAAGAAGACUCGGAUUCGGCCUGUUGGGUCUGGAUUGUCUCCUAAUGGGAUCGGGCUUUCUAGAGCUGGGAUGGUGAAUUUGGCUCUUAUGGAUAAGGUUUUGGAGGUGGAUAAGGAGAAGAAGAGGGUUAGAGUUCAAGCUGGAAUAAGGGUUCAGGAAUUGGUUGAUGGGAUUAAGGAUUAUGGCAUUACUCUUCAGAAUUUUGCUUCUAUUAGGGAACAGCAAAUUGGUGGCAUCAUACAGGUUGGUGCACAUGGUACUGGUGCAAGAUUGCCUCCUAUCGAUGAACAGAUUGUCAGCAUGAAACUGGUCACUCCUGCUAAGGGUACAAUAGAAUUAUCAAAAGAGAAAGAUCCAGAGCUCUUUUAUCUUGCUCGUUGUGGUCUCGGGGGCCUUGGAGUUGUUGCUGAGGUGACUAUUCAAUGUGUUGAGAGACUGGAGCUUGUGGAGCACACUUUUAUCUCAACAAUGGAAGAUAUCAAGAAAAAUCACAAGAAAUUGUUGUCUGAGAAUAAACACGUAAAGUACCUAUAUAUUCCAUAUACAGAUGCGGUUGUGGUUGUGACAUGCAAUCCUGUGUCAAAAUGGAAAGGUGCCCCGAAAUUUAACCCCAAAUAUACUUCGGAUGAGGCCUUACAGCAUGUUCGGGAUCUCUACAAGGAGAGUCUGAGGAAGUACAGAGCGAGAGACAUUACGGCUCCAUCUGAAGGAUACGUUGAACAAGAUAUAAACGAUCUUACAUUUACAGAGUUGAGAGAUAAACUGCUCGCUUUAGAUCCUCUGAACAAAGACCAUGUUAUACAAGUUAAUCAAGCUGAGGCUGAGUUCUGGAGAAAGUCAGAGGGAUACAGAGUAGGAUGGAGUGAUGAAAUUCUCGGGUUUGAUUGUGGUGGCCAACAGUGGGUUUCUGAGACUUGUUUUCCUGUUGGUACCUUAAGUAAACCGAACAUGAAAGACCUUCAAUACAUUGAAGAUCUUAAGAAGCUGAUAGAGAAGGAAAAAGUUCCUGCGCCUUCUCCAAUUGAGCAACGGUGGUCAGCUUGCAGCAAGAGCCCCAUGAGUCCAGCUUCAAGCUCAUCUGAUGAUGAAAUAUUUUCCUGGGUUGGCAUAAUCAUGUAUCUUCCUACCACGGAUGCUCGCCAGAGAAAGGAAAUCACAGAAGAGUUUUUCCACUACAGACAUCUGACUCAAUCGAAAUUGUGGGGUCGAUAUUCUGCUUAUGAACACUGGGCAAAGAUUGAGGUUCCAAAAGACAAGGACGAGCUAGCAGCUCUACAGGAAAGGCUUAGAAAGAGAUUUCCCGUCGAUGCAUACAAUAAAGCACGAAAAGAAUUGGACCCGAACAAGAUCCUCUCCAACAACAAGAUCGAUAAGUUUUUCCCAAUGUCUGAUACUGUUUAAGAAACAGCCUUGCAAAGGGUUAGUAUUUCAUUUGUUUUCUUUGUUAUAAAUUAUUACCUUCCAUUUUUUUGUCUGUCAGACCCGAUACAAGUGAUUUUUUAGCUUGCCCAAUUUUGUCACGCCUGAAACAAGCAUUUCGGUUAAAUAAUUUGGUUGUACAUUACAAGAUCUUUUGUUUGGAUAUUAAGUGCAUUAUGCAUAUGGUGUGUUGUUACACUUAUAAAUGUUGAUAAAAAUAAGGAAAAUUGGGGAAAUUAGAUCUUUUCAA
Messenger RNA from Cannabis sativa, 2180 nucleotides. RefSeq names its product L-galactono-1,4-lactone dehydrogenase, mitochondrial. Bases 134 to 1912 code for a protein of 592 amino acids. The record is from RefSeq and is a predicted model, not a curated record. Gene Ontology annotation, molecular function: FAD binding; D-arabinono-1,4-lactone oxidase activity; galactonolactone dehydrogenase activity. Lineage: Eukaryota; Viridiplantae; Streptophyta; Magnoliopsida; Rosales; Cannabaceae. Gene Ontology annotation, cellular component: membrane. The transcript has 6 exons.